Molecule: messenger RNA, 1596 nt
Organism: Lasiodiplodia theobromae
Lineage: Eukaryota; Fungi; Ascomycota; Dothideomycetes; Botryosphaeriales; Botryosphaeriaceae
Product: Aspergillopepsin-2 heavy chain
Exons: 2
Coding region: 1-1596 (531 amino acids)
Biological process (GO): proteolysis
Molecular function (GO): glutamic-type endopeptidase activity
Source: RefSeq, a predicted model, not a curated record
AUGAAAGUCGUCAACCCCCUCCCUGGAGGAAUUGCCAUGCUCCUAGGCAUUUUCCUCAUCGGCUUCACUCUCGCUACUCCCUCCGAGGUCAACGCUGUUAAGAUCAACAAUGACCUCGCCGCCGCUCUUGGCAAUGCCAAGCGCACUUUCAUCGUGACUCCCACUGCCAACAACGAUAAGUGGGGCGGCGCGGUGUUUAAGCAGCCUCCCUCUGGACACUUCACCGCGAUUCAGGGUAGCUUCACAGUCCCGAAGAUCUCCGUUCCCGUCGAUGCUCCGUCCCAGAAUGGCGUCAACUGGGAGGCCGCCGUCCAAGUCGGCUUUGGUGGCACUGUUGGCAAUGACAACAACUACUGGAUCCAAGUCGGUGUUCUCUUGUCGAUCCAGCCUUCUGGCACAGCCACGUACCGCGCCUUCCAUGUGUGGCACCCGAAGAGCGACCCGGUCUUCGACGACGUCGAACUCACUAUUCAUGAAGGUGACGCAAUUACUCUGCGUGUCGAAUCAUACUCAGCCACCGAUGGCGUUGCAAUUGUCGAGAAUCACACUACCGGCACGGGCGUUCACAAGAUCUUGACAGCUCCUCCCGGCGCUCCGCCUCUACUCGGCCAGCAUGCGGAAUGGUUCAUCUCGGAGCCUAUCGACAACAAGCUCACGGACUUCGGUAAUGUCACCUUCACUGACGCGAUCACCUACACUAGUGAUGACAAGAAUUUUGGCCCUGGUGAGGGCGGCGCGCUUGUUGCUACUAUUAGUGACGACGGGAGGCCGAUGACCGAGACCAUCGUGCGUGGCCACGAGCUCACCAUCGCCUACCUGCCCUAUACCCAAGAGGAGCACCGCAUCUCUGAAAAGCGUGCUGCCGAUCCCAACCGCCCCGGCGGCAGUGCUGGUGCCACGUUCUACCAGCCAUUUGCCGGUGACUACAAAGCCAUUGAGGGGACCUUUAUUGUGCCUCGGCCUUCCCUGCCAGCCCAUGACACAAACGAAGAUCUCAACUACACCGCCGCCGUCACAGUCAGCAUUGGCGGCUCUGUCCAAGAGAAAGAUUCACUUGCCGCGGUCGGUGUCAAGCUCAUCAUCAACUCCGAAGGGGACCAAGCAAUUUGGUACAAGCCCUUCUGGACAUGGGGCAAUACAGAUUACUCAUUCGACAACGACUUCUCCGUCUCCGAAGGUGACGUGUUGGCUGUGCGCCUCGAGCUCGAUAAUGCUACCAGCGGUCGCGCGUCUAUCAAAAACAACGGAAAUAUCAACAGCGGCAGCGGAAAGAAGGAAGCAAUGGCGACCAUACCCCGCAAUCCUUCCACUGAUCUUCCCGUUCAAGGUUUCCACGCCGGGUGGACGGUAACCGACCGAUAUGAGGGGGAUCUGCCUGCGCCCUUUCCUGACUUUGGUACAGUCGACUUCACCCAUGCAGCCGUCGAGACGGUGAACGGUACAAAGGUUGGGCCUGGCGAUGCGGAGGGCGAUUAUCUGACGGCCCAGCUCAUUUACAGCCCAGAGGGGGUUGCCAUGGCGGCUGUUGUUCUUGACACAAACCUCGUGGGCAUUACUUACAAGCCUCUGUCUAAGGAUCAAGCCCACGUUGAGUAG